AGAAGAACAAUAUGUUUUUGAGGUUGGUAAUUUAAAUUUAAACAUCAUUGAAUUUGUAAAUUUCUUCAAAUAUCGUUCGUCGUUCUCUCAGAUCUUCGGAUUUUCAGAAUUGGGCCCCUCCGUGGUCUGUGCCCUCCAUAGACUUCAUAAAAUCUCAAAUAUUUCGUCACGUCAGUUAUAUUGAAAUUUCCAUUAAUGUCAAUAAUUAUGGAAGAUACAGUAACUAAUGAAAUUCCUGAUGUAAAAUCAAAAAGUGAUAGUAGGUUAGGUGCUUGUGAAGUAUGUGCAACUAGAAAUGCAAAAUACACUUGCCCCAGAUGUGAAGUGAAAACAUGUUCACUGAAAUGUAGUAAAAUUCACAAAUUGGAGCUAGAAUGCAAUGGACUUCGAGAUCGAACAAAAUACAUUCCUUUAAAAAAAUUCACAAACCUGGAUUUGUCAAGCGAUUAUAGGCUAUUGGAGGAAAUAACAAGAUCAGUUGAAUCAUCAAGAAAAACCUUUGGAAGAAAUAGAUGGAAAGAUUUACCACCUGCAUUGUUCAAACUUCGAAAUGCUGCUAGAACAAGAAGAAUCAAUUUGAAGUUUCUGCCUUUCAAGUUUGCCAGACGAAAAAAUAAUUCUACAGCGUAUUUCCACAAGCAAGAUUCAAUAUAUUGGCAUAUUGAAUGGAUAUUUGUUAAUGCAGACAUGUUGAAAGUGACAGAUGUCAAAGUAUGUGAAACUGAAAAACUUGCCACCAUAUUAAGCAAGCAUUUGACUGUGGAAAAUGAAACUUUUGGCGAAAAACUUCAUUAUUAUCAAGCCGUUGGGAUACCGGGGGUCAAACUAUUUUUGAAGGCAGAAGAAAAAGGCACUAACAAGUUUUAUGAGCUAGAUAUGACAUUGUCUCUAAGUGAAAAUUUAGAAAAGAAACUUAUUAUCGAACACCCUGUAAUUCAUGUUUUGUUGAAGGAUCAGGACUGUGGGUACAACGUGAUAGACUCAGAUGAUGAAGAGGAACACACGAAAGCCGACGGGAAACUGAAGUCUGGAAAAGAAGUGGUGGAUAGUAUCGUUAGCAAAGCGGAAUCUAAUGAAAAUUUAUAUAAAACAUCGAAAAAUUUUCUUUUCACAUCAGAGUAUUCAGAUGACGAAAUUGAUUCAGAAUGAGCAAAACUGAAUCAAAUAGCAAGGUUUUUAUGGGGGAAGCCAGAAAAAAAUGUAUCAUCAUAUGAACUCACACAUAUACAAGUGAGGUAUAGUGAUGAAAAUAUAUGAAAAAUAUUUGAAAAAAAAAACAGUGUUCCAGUCAUAUCCAAUACUGAAUUUCACAAAUGUAGAAUAUUUACCUAAACAAGGUAUAACUUAAGUAUAAUUGAGUAUCUGGAAUUUCAAAAUGACUAGGAUUGUUGGAAAUAUUUUUAGGUAAUAAUAUUUAGGGCUACAGCUUUAUGAAUAUGUUUAUUAUAUUAAUGUGGAUUUUGUACAAGAAUUGAAUAUUUUUAUUUGUUGAAUUAUA
Leptinotarsa decemlineata (Colorado potato beetle) is the source of this 1498-nucleotide messenger RNA. Its product is annotated as box C/D snoRNA protein 1. NCBI's taxonomy places the organism in Eukaryota, Metazoa, Arthropoda, Insecta, Coleoptera, Chrysomelidae. The record is from RefSeq and is a predicted model, not a curated record. Gene Ontology annotation, cellular component: nucleus; pre-snoRNP complex. Gene Ontology annotation, biological process: maturation of LSU-rRNA from tricistronic rRNA transcript (SSU-rRNA, 5.8S rRNA, LSU-rRNA); box C/D snoRNP assembly; snoRNA localization.